AUGCUACUAAGGAACUAUGGCCAAGAUUCAUCAGUUUCAGACAAUGUUGUUCUUCCAAUGUACCAGGGCAUUAUGUUUCAUGGUAGCAUGAAUAAUUGUCCGGUUUGUGGUGGCUCUUUGAUGUAUAAUAGCAAAGAGUAUUACUGUAAAGGAGAAUUUAAUGAAUGGUCAAGUUGGACUUAUGCUACUAAGGACCCACCAAGAAAAGAUGAACCCCUGAAAAUCCCUGAAUCUGUUGAGACUGAAGAUCAGCCUCUCAGCUGGAGUGAUUCGAAUAGCAUGAAUAAUUGUCCGGUUUGUGGUGGCUCUUUGAUGUAUAAUAGCAAAGAGUAUUACUGUAAAGGAGAAUUUAAUGAAUGGUCAAGUUGGACUUAUGCUACUAAGGACCCACCAAGAAAAGAUGAACCCCUGAAAAUCCCUGAAUCUGUUGAGAAAUCUCUAGUCGCUGAAGUCAUAAAGACGCAUGAGGAUCCAAAAAAUCGGCCUAAAAGAGAAUUGAAACUAGCUGAUAAGCCCCCUGCUCAGAAGAUGAUUCCCUAUCCAGUCAUCUCUCACGAUCAUGCAAGAAGGAGUGGACUUACAAUACCUGAUUCCUUGGUUUUAGCGGUUCUGGAGAAUGACAUUUAUUAUGGUUACUGGACAGGUGAGGAAACUCUCCUAGAAUUUGUGCAGAAACUGAAGUCUAGCCCCACUGCGUUUGAAACUAGUUAUGGUUUUUCAAUUGAAAGGAUCUUUGCAGUUGAGCUGGGUAGAUCCCCCUUUUUGGAAGAAAUCAGCAAGCAGCCAAAUAAAGACCAUCCUUCACCAUUUCUUGUCCACCAUGUUACUACAGUCUCCUCACAGUUACGAGUUGCAAGGCCUCCAGUUAAAGGAUGA
Oldenlandia corymbosa var. corymbosa is the source of this 876-nucleotide messenger RNA. The record is from the annotation of a GenBank genome assembly. Lineage: Eukaryota; Viridiplantae; Streptophyta; Magnoliopsida; Gentianales; Rubiaceae.